Molecule: messenger RNA, 662 nt
Organism: Morus notabilis
Lineage: Eukaryota; Viridiplantae; Streptophyta; Magnoliopsida; Rosales; Moraceae
Product: dihydrolipoyllysine-residue acetyltransferase component 4 of pyruvate dehydrogenase complex, chloroplastic-like
Exons: 6
Coding region: 166-438 (90 amino acids)
Biological process (GO): pyruvate decarboxylation to acetyl-CoA
Cellular component (GO): chloroplast envelope; chloroplast thylakoid; pyruvate dehydrogenase complex
Molecular function (GO): dihydrolipoyllysine-residue acetyltransferase activity
Source: RefSeq, a predicted model, not a curated record
UUCAGGGACAAUACAAAGGCCAAAAAGGGUUUUGAAUUGAAUUGCCUCGUGCUCUUUAGAUCAAACCGAAGGGUGUCACCAUGACUGCCUUGUCACCAUGACUGCCUUACGUACAAUAGUAACAUAUACAUUGCGGUUGCUAUUGCGAUUAAUGGCGGUCUUAUAAUGCCGGUUCUUCAGGAUGCUGAUAAGAUGGAUCUGUAUCUUUUAUCUCAAAAGUGGAAGGAGCUAGUGGAGAAAGCCCAUUCAAAGCAACUUCAGCCUCACGAGUACAAUUCAGGAACAUUUACUCUGUCCAAUUUGGGCAUGUUUGGAGUGGAUAGAUUCAACACUAUACUUCCGCCAGGCCAGGGUGCUAUUAUGGUUGUCGGAGCUUCAAAGCCGGCAGUUGUGACUGAUGCAGAUGGCUUCUUCAGUGUAAGAGUAAAAUACUGUUAAAAGCCUUGGGAAUGGAUAAUAUCUUGGGCUUUGAUUGGCCAGCAUCUCCAUCACCUGAAGCCAUGGUUCGGGCACUUGAAAUACUUUAUUCACUUGGAGUCCUGGACGAUGAUGCCAAACUUCUCCAGUUGGAUUCCAAGUUGCAGAGAUUCCAUUAGAUCCUAUGAUUUCAAAAAUGAUCUUGUCCUCAAGUCAACUUGGAUGUUCAGAGGAGAUAAUAACUA